AUGAUGAACGAAAGCUUAGCUUACUUUAUUCCGAAACGAGGUAGGAGGCCUCAUAGAUUGCGUCAGCUUGAACGUCGUACUAAAGCCUUCAUGCUACAGAAUAACGAGAAUUAUUCGCUUUUCGGUAAACGAUUCUCAGAAUCACGCAUUUUCAUACGAAAUGAAAGUCCCUUCAACAAUGUAACAAUGGCAGUUUUCCUUGAUGGUCCACUUUAUUGGGCAGCACUUGUUCACUGUGAAGACCUACUACCAACACCAUCACUUCAGCUUCACUUGUGGGUUUCUAAACAAAGUCUCCUUCCAUGUUACCCCUCCACUUGUCGGAACGUCCAGAUUUCCAGCCUCGAAGAGCUGGUGUCCCGGCAGACAGAGUUGAUGGCCACCUCCAACGCGAGUCAACAAGCUGCCGAGGCAGCUCGUCAAGCGGCCCACGACCAGUUGGGCGUUGGACAGGGCGAACUGGCCGAGGCACGACGCGGCCUGGAAGCAGUUCGACAACAGGCUGAACUGGCGUCUGAGCGGGCCGCCAGGGACGUGGCGGAACUCCGUGGCCGUCUUGCCGGCCUGGAAGUUGAACGCCAAGAGGCAAUUAAGCGAACUGACGAGCUGGAGCGAAGGCUGCGAGACAAGGAGGCAGAAGUGUGUAAUCUAUCUCUGGUCUAUAUGGUGCUUUUUAUGCUGUCCGAAUCUGUUGUUUUUUAG
Messenger RNA from Protopolystoma xenopodis, 702 nucleotides. Lineage: Eukaryota; Metazoa; Platyhelminthes; Monogenea; Polystomatidea; Polystomatidae. The record is from the annotation of a GenBank genome assembly.